Molecule: messenger RNA, 1047 nt
Organism: Trichogramma pretiosum
Lineage: Eukaryota; Metazoa; Arthropoda; Insecta; Hymenoptera; Trichogrammatidae
Product: hemicentin-2-like
Exons: 6
Coding region: 1-633 (210 amino acids)
Cellular component (GO): neuron projection
Source: RefSeq, a predicted model, not a curated record
AUGCUGCUGCGUCGUACAGUUCCUCCGAUGCUGUGGAUACCGCACCAGCUGGUGGGCGUGCCGCUGGGCUACUCGGUGACGCUCGAGUGCCACACCGAGGCCCAUCCGACCUCGCUGAAUUAUUGGACCCGCAGCGACGACGGCGUCAUGAUACACGAGAGCCGCAAGUACAGGGUACUGUCGACGCCCGAGAAGCCCUCUUACAAGACCAACAUGACCCUGACCAUUUACGACGUCGAGAAAUCGGAUUACGACAGCUACAAAUGCAUGGCCAAGAAUCCUCGCGGAGAGACCGAGGGAACGAUUCGUCUUUACGAGUCGACGCCGCCGAGCACCAGUCCGAAUCCCGUCACCACGGAGCUGGCCAGCAAAGAGUGGGACAUCACGCCGGAGCUGAACAAUUCGGUUUACGGCAAUCCGAGCUCGCUGACCAUUCACAACGACAAGAAAAAAGGUGGCAAGAAGACGCCCUCGAAGUUGAACGAGAUCAGCAAGCACGAGCAGAAGUUCGGCAGCCUCGACAAGAAGCGCAACAUGGAAUUGUCGUCCAGUAACGCAUCGGCACUGGAGACGGCGACGACGGCCAGUACGUUGAUAUCGCUGCUGCUCCUCAUCGCCUGGAUAAUUCGAUAAGUCAAGGGGACAUCUGGCAUCGCUACUGCAGCGCACGAGAUCUCUCGACGUGGUGUUUAGUACGAAGAGAGAGAGAGAGAGAGAGAGAGAUUAGGAAUGAGAGGGAGGUAAAUAUUUUAAAUGGUUGUAAAUUAUAACGACGACGAAGUUGACGACGAUGCAGGGGAUGAAGAAUCAAGACGAAGCCUUUAUUAAACCCGUAGACGUGUAAGGAAACGAAAGGAAGAUUCUUCUUUCUCGCGAGAGAGCCUGAUUGUUAUAUAAAUAUAUAUAUGAAAUAUAUUUACGGUAGUUUGUAGAACGGAGUCGUGCUGUAUAAUGUGUACGUACGUAUGAAUGUAUGUGUGAGAAGAAAAAAAUUAACUAAGGGGAGAGAUGCAAUCGCUUUCGAUGUAACAUAUUACCAAAAAAAAA